Emiliania huxleyi CCMP1516 is the source of this 987-nucleotide messenger RNA. RefSeq lists its product as hypothetical. The transcript is spliced from 5 exons. The record is from RefSeq and is a predicted model, not a curated record. Gene Ontology annotation, molecular function: thermospermine synthase activity. NCBI's taxonomy places the organism in Eukaryota, Haptophyta, Isochrysidales, Noelaerhabdaceae. Gene Ontology annotation, biological process: polyamine biosynthetic process. The coding region runs from base 1 to 987 and encodes 328 amino acids.
AUGUCAAAGUGGGUCGAGGAGGAAAUCGAGACGGGGCUGCGGGUCGGGUACAGGCUGAAAAAGAUCCUCGACUCGUCGCAGUCAGAGUUCCAGACCGUCGACCUUGUCGACUUGGAGCCGUUUGGCCGCACGCUGAUGAUCGACGGCCUCAUCCAGUCGACGCAGUGCGACGAGUUUGUCUACCACGAGGCGCUGGUCCACCCCGCGCUGCUUGCCCACCCGAACCCGCGGAGCGUCUACAUCGGCGGCGGCGGCGAGGGCUCGACCGCGCGCGAGGUGCUGCGGCACAAGUCGGUCGAGCGCUGCGUGAUGGUCGACAUUGACGCGGACGUGGUGACCUUUUGCAAGGACCACCUCCCCGAGAAUGCCGCAGCCUUUGCCGACCCGCGGCUGGAGCUCAUCAUCGACGACGCAAAGGCGGUGCUGGAGAAGGAGCAGAACGGGUUCGACGUCAUCAUCAUGGACCUGGACGACCCGCUCGAGGGCGGCCCGUGCUACCAGCUCUACACCACCGAGUUCUACGAGAUGCUCCGCUCCAAGCUCAACCCGGGCGGAGCCUGCGAUGCCGCCGCCGGCGCGCCCCUUCCUGUAGGCGGCAUCUUUGUGACGCAGGCGGGCGCGGCGGGCAUCAAGCAGCACCGGCUCGUGUGGUCGCCGAUCAACUCGACGCUGCGCGCCGUCUUCCCCGCGGUGACGGCGUACAAGCACGCCGUCUACUCCUUCCUCGACGAGUGGGGCUGGCACAUGGCCUCCGACUCGGCGGAGCUGGUCGCGCCGCUGACGCCCGCCGAGGUGGACGCGAGGCUCAAGGAGAGGCUCGUCGGCGAGACGACCUUCCUCGACGGCGUCUCGUACCCCGGCCUCUUCUCGCUCUCCAAGACGCACCGCGCGACGCUCGCCGCGGAGUCGCUCGUGAUGAGCCGCGAGAAGGGGACCUUCUCCUUCAUGCACAACCAGGGCCUGUGCGUCGCCAAGGCUGGCAAGUGA